GUUCAUAACUCUAUCCUGGUCCACCGACUCGCCGUCGCGCCCUCUUCUUCGCAGUUUCUCUGACAACCACAUUCUCAACCGCAAUGGCCCCGAAGCCCGCCUCGACUGCUGGAAAGGCUCCUGCCUCGACUGCCUCUAAGGCACCCGCAAAGUCCGCUGAGGGCGGGAAGUCGGCGAAGAAGACUGCGAAGGCUGCCGCACCUUCCGGUGAGGAGGCAAAGAAGAAGAGGAGAAAGUCGCGCAAGGAGACGUAUUCUUCCUACAUCUACAAAGUUCUUAAGCAGGUGCACCCUGAUACGGGUAUCUCCAACAAGGCCAUGGCCAUUCUUAACUCCUUUGUGAACGACAUCUUCGAGCGUAUCGCUACUGAGGCAUCCAAGCUCGCAUCAUACUCCAAGAAGUCGACGAUCUCCUCACGCGAAAUUCAAACAGCUGUGCGCCUAAUCCUGCCAGGAGAGCUCGCGAAGCACGCGAUCUCAGAGGGAACGAAGUCGGUGACGAAGUUCUCGAGUGCAGGGGCGAAGUAGAUUUCUUCAUCUCAUCUUGGGUUCGCUUGCUGUUGUAUUGUAUUCAUGUACUUUCUACUUUUUAUUACUUUCUUUCCCUCGUAAUGGACAAACAUGAAACCCAACAUCAGUAUGCGCAAUGAAUGGAGUG
This is a messenger RNA of Laetiporus sulphureus 93-53, 657 nucleotides long. RefSeq names its product histone-fold-containing protein. NCBI's taxonomy places the organism in Eukaryota, Fungi, Basidiomycota, Agaricomycetes, Polyporales, Laetiporaceae. Gene Ontology annotation, biological process: nucleosome assembly. Bases 84 to 527 code for a protein of 147 amino acids. Gene Ontology annotation, molecular function: DNA binding; structural constituent of chromatin; protein heterodimerization activity. Gene Ontology annotation, cellular component: nucleosome. The transcript is spliced from 4 exons. The record is from RefSeq and is a predicted model, not a curated record.